Molecule: messenger RNA, 1179 nt
Organism: Sorex araneus (European shrew)
Lineage: Eukaryota; Metazoa; Chordata; Mammalia; Eulipotyphla; Soricidae
Product: actin nucleation-promoting factor WASL-like
Exons: 5
Coding region: 1-825 (274 amino acids)
Source: RefSeq, a predicted model, not a curated record
AUGUAUAUCAUCUACAAAACAGAAAUGGGGGCCCCGCUCCCUCCACCCCUUCUCGAGGCCCCGCCCCCGCCGCCCGCGAGGCCUCGAAGCUCCGCCCCCGCCGCCCGCGAGGCCUCGAGGCGCCGCGGGAUCCCCGCGCGGGUGGCGGCGGCGGCGCGCGUGCGGCAUCUUCGACCGAGCACCGCCUGCUGCCUGCCCGCACUCGAGGCCCCUCGAGGACCCCGGGCGCGUCCCCUCCCGGGGGCGGAAAGGGAAAGGCCUUCAAGCCGCCCCGCGCCCCCCGUCUUGCCCCAGACCCCCGGAACUCCUGCUGGGGCGGCGAGAGCCCCUCUGGACGCAGCGGAUCACAGCCAGGUGGACCGGGGCCCGUCUCAGGUUCCCCCACACACGGGGCCUGUGGGGGGGUCGGUCCUGUGGGGGUCGCUCGUGAAGACCCCCAGGGACAAGGUUGUGGAACUUAAGGACACUUGGAUUCAACAUAUAGAGAGAAGUGACGUGGGUGAAAAUGUGAGGAAGUGGGUGCAAGUGAUGACUCACAAAGAAGUACAAUCAGGAAGGGAAGUAGUAUCUGGGAAGAAUGAAGCCCCAAGGCGCAGGGAGGAAAGAGAAAAUGCAACAGAGGGAAAGAUGGCGUGGCGUCCGCCAUUCAUAAGGACCAUUAAGGAGGUACGAACUUGGAGGCGUGGGAAGGGAAAAAAAAAAAAGAGGUAUGAACUUGCAACAGUGGGACGCAUGCGUGAUCUCGAGACGGAGGCGAUACCGGCACGCUCUCUGCCGAGAUGUAACCCGGGUGGCCACAUGUUUGUGUGUCCACUCUGCAGCUGAUCAACCACGAUCUGGAGGCCAGCUAGAUCACUUUUGGUACCAGCAGCUGCUCACAGAAAUGUCUCUAGACUGUGAACUAAGCCAUAGCCCCAUGCUGCCCCAGGAAGGGAAAUGAUGCAAUUUCUAACAUAAAUCUCCCUGGACUUAGUUACUAAAAUACUAAAAUACAGAAAUCCCAAACCAGCCGCGUGACGUCAUAUCUCUUCAUUCUCAGUAAUGGAAAACUAAUUAUCAAAUGCUUCCUUCCAAAUGCAGCCCUUCAGCAGGGCUGUUUUUUGGGGGGGAAAACGCCAACAACAAUAGUGAGUUUUGUGUUGAAAUAUGGAAUGUAAUCAAGGUAAAGAGAAAGUGAAG